Nycticebus coucang (slow loris) is the source of this 2312-nucleotide messenger RNA. RefSeq names its product pseudouridine synthase 10 (gene PUS10). Gene Ontology annotation, molecular function: RNA binding; pseudouridine synthase activity. Lineage: Eukaryota; Metazoa; Chordata; Mammalia; Primates; Lorisidae. Gene Ontology annotation, biological process: tRNA pseudouridine synthesis. The record is from RefSeq and is a predicted model, not a curated record. The transcript is spliced from 19 exons. Bases 312 to 1889 code for a protein of 525 amino acids.
GUCAGGCCUGGAGCAAAACCCACGCAUUCCUAUACUAGCAGGUUAAGUGGGAUGUAAGGCGGAAACCCAGGCAGUUUUUACAGAUUUCCCUACAAACAGCAGGUGGAAUGAAUGUUCCUUACUCUUCAGUAAACCAGUCUGGGCUAGUUAUCGCUGAUUUGUGGAGAAGGGAUUCAAUCUAGUAGGGACCCUGACACAUAGGCGGUUCUGUGGCAACUUGUUCUUUCUGUGAAACCAACACGUAAACAAAAGUCUGAAAACUUAACUACCGCAACCAGCAUUGGCAAACUAACAAGUUACAAUUGUUCAAUAUGAUCCCACUGAUGGAGGAAAACAAGCAUGUGGCCCGGUUGUUGCUCAAUACUGGCACCUGCCCGAGAUGUGUCUUCAGAUUCUGUGGUGUGGAUUUCCAUGCACCUUACAAACUUCCAUAUGAGGAGUUGCUCAAUGAACUACAGAAAUUUCUGGAAACUGAAAAAGAUGAAUUAAUUUUAGAAGUUCCAAACCCACCACCCAAGAAAAUUCGACUACAAGAACUGGAAGACAAAAGACUUGAUAAUCUGAAUCAAAAUGGAAAGGGAAGCCUCUCUGUUAUUGCUUCUGAGAACUCAAAUUUAAAUGUAUGCAAUGUAUGCCUAGGAAUUCUUCAAGAAUUCUGUGAGAAAGAUUUCAUUAAAAAGGUGUGCCAGAAGGUCGAGGCCUCUGGGUUUGAAUUCACCAACUUGGUAUUUUCAGUCUCCUUCCCACCACAGCUAUCAGUAAGAGAGCAUGCUGCAUGGUUGCUGGUAAAAGAGGAAAUGGGAAAGCAGAGUCUGUCGCUGGGAAGAAAUGAUAUAGUUCAGCUAAAAGAAGCCUACAAAUGGAUAACUCACCCCCUGUUUUCAGAGGAACUGGGUGUUCCCAUUGAUGGAAAGAGCUUGUUUGAAGUGAGUGUGGUCUUUGCUCACCCAGAGACAGUUGAGGAUUGCCACUUCCUAGGUACGUUAUGCCCGGAUUGUUUCAAGCCAGCCAAAAACAAACAGUCGGUAUUCACUAGAAUGGCAGUUAUGAAAGCUUUGAAUAAAAUAAAAGAAGAGGAUUUCCGCAAGCAGUUUCCUUGUCCUCCAAACUCACCAAAGGCUGUAUGCACUGUUCUUGAAAUUCAAUGUGCUCAUGGUGCUGUUUUUGUGGCUGGGAGAUAUAAUAAGUACUCCAGAAAUCUACCACAAACUCCUUGGAUAAUUGAUGGAGAAAGGAAGUUGGAAUCUUCAGUGGAAGAAUUGAUUUCAUAUCAUCUCUUGACAGUAUUCAAAGCAGAGAGUUUUAAUUUUUCAUCCUCUGGAAGAGAAGAUGUAGAUGUGAGAACAUUAGGAAAUGGAAGGCCCUUUGCAAUUGAGCUGGUGAAUCCUCAUAGAGUACAUUUCACUUCACAAGAAAUUAAGGAACUUCAGCAGAAAAUUAAUAAGUCUUCUAACAAAAUCCAAGUACGUGACUUGCAGCUCGUCACAAGAGAGGCAAUAGGACAUAUGAAAGAAGGCGAAGAAGAAAAGACCAAGACCUAUAGUGCCUUAAUAUGGACAAAUAAAGCAAUACAGAAGAAAGACAUUGAAUUCCUAAAUGAAAUAAAGGACCUAAAGAUUGACCAGAAAACUCCUCUACGAGUCCUUCACCGAAGACCCUUGGCUGUGAGAACUCGGGUCAUUCACUUCAUGGAGACACACUACGUGGAUGCCCACCAUUUCCGCCUCUAUCUGAAAACGCAAGCUGGAACCUACAUCAAAGAGUUUGUACAUGGAGACUUUGGGAGAACUAAGCCAAACAUUGGCUCUCUGAUGAAUGUGACUGCAGACAUUCUUGAGCUGGAUGUUGAGUCUGUUGAUGUUGACUGGCCACCUGCUCUGGACGACUAGCUUUCAAAUUUGGAGACAAAGAGCAGGGUUUCCCUGGGAUGAUGUGGACAUCCAUGGAGCACACAGUGUAAAAUGGUCGUUUACCCACAAAUGGUGACUUGGAAACCAUUUGGAUCAUGUUGAUCUAUACAUUUUUAAAAUUUGUUGUAACAUCUCAGGAUCUAUAUACAUAUGUGUGUUUUGUGUUAAAUUGUUCCUAGGAUGUUUUAUGAUUUUUCUCAUUCCCUUUCUCACCCUCACAAACCACACUAUGGAUAAUGAAAUCAUGUUACUUAAUUCUUUCACAUAGAGAGUUACACAAACAUUUCUAUUAAUUUGAGAAGCUGUAAUUUCUUCCAGCAAGAUUUCCCUCCAUAAGAGUUAUACCAUCUUUAAAAUCAUGUUCAAAUUUUUUUAAAUUAUCAGAAUAAAAGUUAUAUCUAG